Molecule: messenger RNA, 1530 nt
Organism: Bacidia gigantensis
Lineage: Eukaryota; Fungi; Ascomycota; Lecanoromycetes; Lecanorales; Ramalinaceae
Exons: 4
Coding region: 1-1530 (509 amino acids)
Source: RefSeq, a predicted model, not a curated record
AUGCUCCUCGAAAUAGGAAAUAUUAACAACGUGACAGCAUCCUCACCACCGCCACAACAUGCGUCGCCCGUGACGGCCUCCUCUGGUACUCGUAUCAGCGUGGGCACUACAAAGUCUACUAGGCCAAGCGGCAAGGUCCUCUCCAAUUCAUCGGGCAGGACUCUCAGGCCAACUGGAAAAGUUUCGUCCAGCAAGACUCUUAAUUCAACCGGAAAAGCUUUGUCCAGCAAGGCUCCUAAGGGAACAUCAGCCAAGGUUGUCAAGCCCAAAUUUACUGGUACUGCUGGCGACCCCAUCGUCACCACAGUUUUGUACCCCAACAUCACCCAGUACGAUCCCAAGGUUACUGGUACUGCUGGCAAACCCAUCGUCACCACAGUUUUGUACCCCAACAUCACCCAGUACGAUCCCAGGAUUUACAAAUAUACUACCAUACCCACUAUCAUCACCACCACCUACUGCCCCACUACCUCUCGAGUCGAGACUGUCGGCGGAAAAGCACAGACCUUCCAAAUCACUCUUAAUCCUGAGACUACCACAUACAGCACCAACGCGGUUGUGCCCGUGUUGUCAACUAAGGCAACUCCCGUUCUCCAAUCACCAAUUGUACAAACACCGGUUGUCCUAAACCCCGUGGUUCAGACACCAGCCGUGCAGACCCCAGUUGUGCAGACACCAGUGGUGUCAGCACAAACCUUCGUUUCAACUUGUCCUGCAGCACCUGGCCAGAGCUCAAGCGUGGCAACCUUCGUCUCAAUCCAAGGUGUUGCCACUGCCGUGGCCAUUGCGUCUGAGCAGGCAGUCAGGUCUCAGGUGAUCCAGCAGAUCAGUCAGGUUGCUCAGUCUUCACAACUAAUCCAGCAAGCCGCCACGGCGGUAUCACCUGCUCAAUCCUCAGCGCUCGUCCAACAGGCUGCUACUGUGGUUUCCGAGCAAGUUGCUCAAUCUGCAGAGUUCAUACAGUCAGCUGCCAGCGUGAUUGUUGCACAAUCGCAGCAAACAUCCACCUCCGUCUCUCAGGAAGCUACUCAGUCUGAGCAGGAACAGCAAUCGCAGCAGCAACAGCAAUCUCAAGAGCAAGAGCAGUCCCAGGAACAGCAACAAUCUUCAGUGCAGCAACAGUCUUCAGUGCAGCAACAAACUCAAGGGCAGCAGCAAUCUCAAGGGGAGCAGCAAUCCCAAGGGCAACAGCAGUCACAAGGGCAACAGCAAUCCCAGGAGGCCGCUCAAUCCCAGGAGGCCGCUCAAUCCCAAGAGGCCGCUCAAUCCCAAGAGGCCGCUCAAUCCCAAGAGGCUUCUCAAACCCAAGAGGCUUCUCAAUCUGAGGGUUCCCCUGCGGCUGAGACCACUCAAGCCCAGGAGGCCUCGGCUAUUGAGACCUCUCAAGCUGAGGAGGCCUCCGCUGCUGAGACCUCUAAUGAAGCUGCUGGCUCAGAGACUCCUCUUGCUUUCACCGGUGCCGCCACCAAGGGUGCCGCCAGCAUCUUCGCUGCCGGCGCUGCUGGUCUUAUUGCUGUCCUCUUUGCUUAA